GGCGGGGGAGCGAGCGGCGCCGGGAGCAGAGCGCUCCCGGUAUCCCGGCUCCGCCAUCCCCGGCCGGUCCUCCCUCCCGCCCGCCCCGUCCGGGCACCGCCGCAGCGAGUCCCCGCACAGUGGCCAUGGAGUACACGCCGCCCCCCAAGCCGCAGCUCUCCUCCCGGGCCAACGCCUUCUCCAUCGCCGCCCUCAUGUCGAGCGGCAGCUCCAAGGACAAGGAGUCCCCCGAGAGCACCAUCAAGCCUCUGGAACAAUUCGUUGAGAAAUCCUCCUGCGCCCAGCCUUUGAGUGAUUUAUCCAGCCUGGAUCCUCACGGGGAUUUUAGCAGCAGCCCUUCUUCCCUGUGCACCGAGCCCCUCAUCCCCACCACCCCCAUCAUCCCCAGCGAGGAGAUGGCCAAAAUCUCCUGCAGCCUGGAGACCAAAGAGCUCUGGGACAAGUUUCAUGAGCUGGGUACCGAGAUGAUCAUCACCAAAUCCGGGAGGAGAAUGUUUCCUACGAUCAGGGUUUCUUUCUCGGGAGUGGAUCCUGAGGCGAAGUAUAUUGUGUUAAUGGAUAUAGUUCCUGUGGACAAUAAAAGAUAUAGAUAUGCCUACCACAGGUCUUCCUGGUUAGUGGCUGGAAAAGCUGACCCUCCUCUCCCUGCAAGGUUGUAUGUGCACCCUGAUUCCCCGUUCACAGGAGAGCAACUGCUGAAGCAGAUGGUGUCCUUUGAAAAAGUCAAACUCACCAACAAUGAGCUGGAUCAGCAUGGCCAUAUCAUUUUGAACUCCAUGCACAAGUACCAGCCGAGGGUCCACAUCAUUAAGAAGAAGGAUCACACAGCUUCUUUGCUAAAUCUGAAAUCAGAAGAGUUCAGAACAUUCAUCUUUCCAGAGACAGUUUUUACUGCUGUUACUGCCUAUCAGAAUCAAUUGAUAACCAAGUUGAAAAUUGACAGCAACCCUUUUGCUAAAGGAUUCCGUGACUCUUCCAGACUCACUGAUAUCGAGAGAGAAAGUGUGGAGAGCCUUAUCCAAAAGCAUUCCUAUGCCCGAUCACCCAUUCGGACCUAUGGAGGAGAAGAUGAGCUUGGAGAUGACAGCCAGGCAACACAAAGCAGAGGGUCAGCCUUUACAACAUCUGAUAACCUGUCCCUCAGUUCCUGGGUUUCCUCUUCAACCAGUUUCCCAGGAUUUCAGCAUCCACAGUCUUUGAGUGCCCUCGGUACCAGCACUGCGUCCAUAGCUACACCCAUUCCUCAUCCGAUCCAAGGAUCUCUGCCUCCGUACAGCCGCCUGGGAAUGCCUCUUACACCCUCUGCUAUAGCCAGCUCCAUGCAGGGCAGCGGCCCCACUUUCCCAUCCUUCCACAUGCCAAGGUACCACCAUUAUUUUCAGCAGGGUCCUUAUGCAGCUAUCCAAGGACUGCGUCACUCUUCCGCAGUGAUGACACCGUUUGUAUGAGUGACGUAAGACAAGAGGAACACAAGAUUUUACAUGUGCAAGUUUGCUAUGAAAAAUACGUGGGACCUUCCUGAAAGGUCUGUGGCAGGAGUGCUGAACUCAUAACAAACCAGCUAAGAAAAUGCAUUGUGGAUAUAGAUUCCUCUUUUGAGGGAUCACAAGAAGAGAGCAUGCAGCUUGGAGCUGCUCACAGAUCUAUGUGUAACACAGCCAAAAUGGAUCCCAAAGUUCCCAGGAUCUUUGGUCGCGUGCAGCUUGUUCCAAAGGUGCAUUAUACCUGGUGGAAAGAGAUUAUCUUUAAGCAGUAAUGUACAAACUAUUUGUCUAUAGGUCUUUUUUCAUAUGCUAGAUGAAUUCUAAAAAAGGCAAUACUCUUACUCAUCUUCAUCUCUUCUUGUGACUGAUGAGCAUCUAAACAGAAAAAAUGUAUUGCUAUAACUUUGAGCAUGUUCUAGGCUAUCUCAGCAUACAUUUGCUGAAAACAGGACAAAGUGGAGAAGACCACUGUCCUUUUUAAGACUGGCAUAUAUUCACCAAAACCAGUAUUUCUUAGUUGCUACUAUAAUCACAAAGAGAACGUUAUUAACAAGUAUUUCUUUCUUUCUUUGUUACUUUCACAAAACACUUAUCGGUUCCAAAAAUAAGAACUGUGUUACAGGACUGUGGUAGUAAUAAUGUAUUCUGUCCUUCAGCCUAAAAGGAAGUUUGUUCUAUAUCCGAGGAGGAGCAAUUUAACUGUUGGUUAAGGUAUAAUGAAGAAAAAUUUUGAUUUGGGAAAAUCUGUUACUUAAACUUAGAAACCCAAGAUUUCAAAUUUUAAAGCAGUGCUUGUUAGCUACUGUGCAUGCCACUGAAGGCUUGUUUCCACCUGUGCAUGUGUUAACCAAGUUAACACAGUUUCAGACUAGAUCAGUCUAUAGACUCUCUGGAUCGAACUAUAAUUAAUGGACUGGUAUGAGUAGCAUUGGAGUAUCUUUCCACUUGUUCUGAUUUUGUUGGGUUUGGUCAUGGCUGUUACUGUACAAGUUCCUUGGCCAGGAAAAUGAGGGUUGUACUACCAGCUUUUUCAUGUUCUACUGGAGUUUCCUUGGGAAAAUAUCAGUGCAGAAUUUCACAUGAAAUUUUUUUUAAAUUCAUGUCUGACAUUUUUUCAGUUAGUAUUUGGGGCUCUCGUUCAAAGUACUGUCCUGUUUUUCUGGUAUGUUGUCUCUGAUGCAAUGGAGGAGCUAUAGAGGCAUAAGAAAAUAAUGACCUUAUCUGCAGAGAGCUAGCAUGAAUCUUUUGUACUGCUAGAAACAGUACCAGUGUGAUGUUGGUUUUCUGUGUGGCAAGAGCUGGGAUUCCGCUGUAUAUAAUAAGUUGACAUAGUUUCUGUGUCGAGUUGCAUCCAAGCUAUAGAUGAUAACACAUCUACUGACAAAAAAGAACUAGCAUAUAUAAUUUCAUAUAUUACAGAUCUCUGUAGAGCUGGAACACAAAACAGACUUAUUUCCUGCUAUUGUCCUCUACUUUUGACCAUUCCGUGUUGGUGUCAUAUGGUAAAAAGCACAGUGCAGUACACUGAGUCACCUACUCCCAUACCUGCCAAGUGCAAGGCAAGGCACUUGUGUCCCACAGAAAAAGAAUAUUAUUAUGUAUUUUCUAGAAGCUGAAUUAAAAAUCUUCUCAAGUUGGCCAUUUCAAUCACCUUUUCAACCAAGUUAUCUGCAAUAUCACCCUAAUUCCCCAUUAAUCACUGUUGGACCUGCUGAUGAAAAAUGACCUGGGCCAAUUUGCAGCUCCUGUGUUCUGUAUGUAAAUAAAAAUUAAAAUUUAUUUAUAAUUCAGACCUGCUACAAGGAGUUCCAUAAAUUAAUAUAACAGGGCAAGCUCUGCAAUAUUUAAAUGGCUCAGAAUCAGACCCUGAAUUUGUCUUGGUGUACCCAAAUAUUAGAUUUUGCUGUAGGCUACCAUGUUCACAGGAAAAGUGCAUGUUGCAAGAUUGUGCCUACUUAUAACUGGUUUUGAUAUAAACUCCCCCUAUUUUUCACAAAAUUAGGUGCUACUGACCCUACAAGAAUGUAAUUCUUCAAGUGCACAUGACUAUACAGAGACAGUAAUUACAGAAAGGGUUUGGAAGAAAGCUUUCUCUUCAGUUGUUUGACUUCUGUUAGAGCUGUAUGAAGACCCUAGGAUGACAAGCACUAAGGCCUGUGGGGAAAUUCUAUUUCUUUUAUCUGUCUCCUUCUGCAGAUUCAUUAUCUUACCUGAAGUUGCAGGGAAUGUAUUUAGGUUCAGAAUUCAAGCCAGUAGUUUUACUGCUGGUACUUCCGUCAGAGUCAAGUGAGUAGACAACCUUCACAUGACUCUAGAAGCAUGUUUGGAACAGGUGAGCUGAUUGAGGCAUGGUCAAUAUGUGACAUAAAGGCUGCUCAUACAUGACCUUCCUUCAUGAAGCAAAUUCAGAGAAAUAAACAAUUUUUCAGCCCUGUCCCAGUCCCUGCUCUGGGAACACCAAUAUUUGGCAUGCAGAAAUGCCCCCGAUACUGUUUCAGAGAAAAUUCUCCAGGCUCUUUCUGGAGACUGAAACUGGAUUUUGACAACUUCAUUUAUAAAAAAUAUUAAAUGAAAGAAAAGUGCUUUCCACUACAAAUGGAGUGUGAUUCAUAGCUGAAAUAACAUGGCAGUAGGCUGUCUCGACAUUGAAACAUGAUAAAGUAAACUCCUCAUCCAAAUUCUCUCCAAUGAAUUUUGUAUUACAGAUGAUGCAAAAUUAUCUGUCAAAAUCCACAGCUUGAUUUUUCCAGUUACACCAAGUCUGUCUCAGUGGGCUCAUCCCUCCUUGUGAUGCUAUCUGAUGGUUUAAUUCCUUCACAGCCGAAAUCCAUUGGGUUCCCCACUAAUGCAGAAUCACAGGCAGGUCCCAAGCAAGGGAAUGAAGGCAGCUUGUGAGAGAUUUCCCCCAGAAUGAGAUCAGUUGAUCUGUCCAUUCCUCACUUCCUCUUCUUUGCCCUCACAUAUUUACCUACAAAACUGGUUGCAUAGAGUUGAGGUUAAAGGGAUUAAGUUCACAGAGGCCACAGGACAUCCAAAGAGGUCUUGCCACCUCACAAUGUUUUUGCUCCAUGUCCCUCUCAUCUUUCUACAGGCCCAGGGAAGCAUGGGAGUGAUUCCAGGAAUAAAAUUCCUGCCCAGCUGAAGUCAAAUGGAAAUUUAUUGACUGUAACAGGGGCAGGAUUUCAUUCCACUUUGUCAUCUAAAAAUAAAGUCUGACAGUAAGAACAGUGACUUAAAUAACAGCAAAAAUACAAGAACAGUACUGAAAAGAUUAAAACCCAAGUAAAAAUGAGCUUUAGCACUGAACACACUACUGGAAGAAAAUGAGUGCAAAUUUGUAAUUAAUAGGUUAAAGAGUGAAAUCACUUUUGCAAAAAAACCCUAAUAAAAUAAAAAAUAUUAAAUUAUCUCCAUCACUUUGACAAUAACCCAGUAAUUUAUUUAAGGAUUUGCUGUAAUGCUGUCAAAAUUGUAUCACUUUCAGGACAGAACAUCUGUUGUUGGUAGAUGGGCUAGGAAUGCCAAGUAUAAUCUAGAAUUUAUUUUCCAAAUACAUUUCACAUUUUAUAUCCCAUGAGAAGUGCUCUUCACCUUUAUGAGCUUUUAUCUUGGCUCAGAAAAAUGGAGCUGGUUUAUGUUGUUUGAUUUUGUUUGGGGUUUUUUUGGGGGGGAGAGCUGUUUGCCUUUUUUUAUAAAGAGUGGAAAGAACAUGCAUGAAUAUACUUUUUAAAGAAAAUGGUAAGAUUUCCUUGGAAGUGUUCCAAGUACUUUUGUGUUUUUCCUGAAUUACCAUUUUAUCCAUAGAUUGUCAACACCCUCCAGUCUUUAAUCCAACAAAAGUGCCCCAUACAGUAACAAAACUUAUUUGGAUGUAUUUGUCUGAAUUUUAUUUCUUCUACUUUUGGAGCCCUGGGAAUCUAAACACAAAACCUCCCAUUUUUAAUUUAUCUCUUUGGUUUGUAGUAUUGCUUUAUAUGGCCUGAGGCACUGUCAAAGAUAGCAAAUCAAUGCCACUGGGUUUCAGUCAUACUUUUCUGGGUGUAAACUGAAUAACAAGCAUAGACCAUGUAGAUAGAGUUCCUGGUGGAAAUGCUUCUUCAUGAGUCCGAGGAUGGUAAACUGUAUGGUAGCUAACAUGUUUGGUACUACAAUCUUCAGAAUGCAAUUGCAGAAGUUCUCACAGUUAAUUUUACCCAUGAAGGCCGGGACACUGCAUCAACAUGCUAUUUCCAACAUCCAGCAAACACUAACUGGCACUUGAAAAGGAACCUUUUUUAACUGAAAAGCAUUUGGGCUGCAAGAGUAUCUCCUCUCUAUAUGUGUGUACUACACAGAAACAGAAAUAUCAAUGAAAAUUUUUGAAAAAUCUGGGAAUAAUUUCCAAAAGUGUAAGUCAAUAUAAAUUGUGGUAAUUUACUCCUAGAUAAGGGUAAAAGCAACAGUGAGAUCAGUGUCACACUUAUGGUUUCUUGUCUUCAGGAAGUUGUGGCCACAGUGCAUAUACUCAUCAUCUGCAGGGGGAUGACACUCACUGCAAGAUUAAUUUUGGUUUUAGUGAGAUUUUAUUCUCACUAUUGUUUAUAAAGCAUUUUCUGCUGCAGCUGUGGCUUCUUUACUAACCACCUACUUGCUGGCCAGAGGAUUUAUGUAUUACUUUAUAAUCAAACGUCCUUGCAUAUAAUCUCUAGAUUAUCAAAUGACAACUCCUUUUUCUUUAUUUUAUCUUUUUAAGAGAAAACUAAGCAGUGAAUUAAACAAGCUCUGAAGUAACUUUUUAUGAUAGUUUAGGGACAAAAAAUACAGUUUGCUGUAUUUUACCUUUAGCACAUUUAAACAAUCUUCUCUUUUUUUUUUUUUUCUUUUUUUUUUUAACUUUACCUUCAGAAACAUGAGGAAGGAUUUGGUUUAAAAAUAAGGAAGGUAAAAAACUUGGAUGUAGCCUCUUUAACAGAAUGUACCACAGUUCUUCUGUUUGCUGUGUUGACUUUGUUGUUUAUAAUGCAUUGCGUGAGCACAUUCACCAUGUACCGAAGUGUGUGUUUGUGUGUAUGGGGUGGGGGUAGAGGGAAAUCUUUUUAUGGAAAAAAAAAAAAAAGUUGUGAACAUAAACUAUGAAGCAACAUCUAAUGAAAAGUUUCUUUUUAAGUGCAAUAUAUUUAUUUCUGCUAGACAUAUAAUAUCAACAUUAUGUAAUAUUUGAAGCAUUAAAUGUUAUUUGUAAACAGCUUAAAAUUAUAUAUAUAUCACAAAAACUGUACAGAAGUGCAAAUGUGUGGAUAUUCAGUUUCUUUCAUUAAAAUAUUGGGUGUUUUGAUAUAUCAUUCUUAUUUAGCCAAAUCUUUCUGCUUCUGUUUAUUUUUUUCUCUAACCAAGUUGCUGAAGGCAAUGGAACCAGUCACAGAUGUUUCUGAGAGCACACAAAAUUUGUUAGGGCUGCUCAUCUACAAAAGGUGGUCUAAGUCUUGGAUUCAUAUGGAGUGAUAGUUGUUCUGUAGUGAAAUACAAUUGUAGUCUGCAUGGAGUUACACAAAUUAUUUCUUUUUCAAAAUGCUUUGCAAUCAUAUUCACAAAAAUUCCUAUGUUUGCCAGCAGAAGGGAAAUGAAUGGCUGAAAUAUGGGGUUUUCAGGGUCCCCAGGACAGUAAAUACAGACCUAGGAAACACAGUAUAAGAAGAGAGUAGAAUUCGGUCUCUUAAGUCAGGAGUAGUGAAGAAUGUAAAGAAGUGAGGAGUAAAUUCCUCUCCAUAAAUACUGCAGGCUUUUUAUUUAAAAAAAAUAAAAGUGGUUUUAUUGCAAUUAUAAUAGCAUAUAUUAAAGCAAGAGAGAGUUACCUGAGACUCUAUCUAAGGUAUUCAAAGAGGAAAGACAGUGACACACAGUAAAGGAUUACCUAGAGAGUAUAAGGAGCAAUACCUAUCAUUCAAAGUCUUCUAGAACAGGUUGAACAUGCACUACUCAAGAAUGAUGUGAUUAAAGCUAAUCUUGCCUUAGGACAAUCAAAUGAUCUCUUGAGGUGCUUCCAAGCUUCCUACAAGAGCCAUCCCUUAAAGCAGCUUCUGACAAAAUUCUCAUGUUACUCCAAAAGUUUUUGUUAUGAACCCAGAGUUUAUCUUGUCCCCAAAUUGAGAUCAGCUGCUGGGUCUUUUGCAACUAGGUCACAAGAUCCCUGGUUUGCAAAGAAACUCAGUGGGAUGGAAGAGCUGUGAGGUUCUAAGGAACAGUAGCAGCAGCAUCUUCUUGGUUUGGGAAUGUAAGCAUGGAGAUAGCAACCUCAGGUAAUUCAAAUCUACCUUUACCUAUGCUAAAUUGCAACCAUGUUUUAAUGUAUCUCAUUAAUAUUUGGAAUGUAUGAAAAUCAGGAUGGAUUGCUGAGUUGGUAACUCUGUAUGAUGCCUUUUGUCUCUGUAUUAGAUUUUAUGGCAUCUUGGUAGCGAAACACCUGCAUUCUCUCAUGGAUAUUCAAUGCUGUGAAAGUCUUUUGCUUAACCUCAGGCUAAGGGGGCUUUCUUGAUUACAAGUAACACCAAGCACGUGCAUUGGCACUUUCCUGAAUCAGAACUAUUGGCUGUGCACUGCUUUAAGACACAGUUAUGCCAAUGGUCCCAUUGAAAUCAGCUGCCUUGCUUGUGUGAAGUUAGAUCAGUGCUUAAGCAUUGCAGUGGCUCUGCAACAGCAAAACUCCUCGUGCUUUGCAGAAUCAAGACCUUUGGGAGCAAGUUGGCUGUGCAACAAACACCUCUGUAACUGGAGCUUUUAUUUGCUAUUUUACAAAGAGAAACUGGGGAAUUAAACAAAAUGAAGAUUCUGAACUGUCUCCCAGUAGGAUUACUUCGAAGAGACUGAUGAAUAGUCAUGGCGACUGUAGGCUGCCUUGUGUAUCACAUUUAGAAAACAGACUUCUAUCCAAAUUAUUUAUCUUGGAGAUAAGCAGUGCAGAAAACAAAUUAUUUGGAGAAUGCUAUUUUCUAAAUUUCCUGUGCAGGAGCACAAUGAAUGCAUGAUUUUAUGGUAUGCUUCAAAUACAGAGUAAUAAACAAUACGUUGAAUCAAGAUCAUUUCAAAUACACAUAAAAUAUUUAGAUUAUACACCAACAGUUCAAUAUAUAAAAACUAACAACAAUCACUAAGAAUAACUCUAAAAAUGAAACUGCCAGUGGUCUAAUGUUCAAGAUCUUUAUUAAAGUUAGUCAUUGAUAUCAGGGUUGGUCAGUGAGGCUCUAGGGACCUUUGCAGACAGUACAGAAGCUGGUCGCUGUUCUCCAGAGUAAUAACCAGAGGGACCAAGAAAAACCUAUAGGGAUGUCUACCAGAAAAGUUGGACAGAGAGGUUUUUUUGAAGAGUAGGAUAAUAACUUCUCCCAAUGCAGAGUAUUAGAUAUAUCAUAACUGUAGUAUUUUUAGCUCUGUUAAUAUAAAAUAUUAUUUGACAGGCAGACACAUCAAAAUCCAGUAUUUUUGAGGCUUUUUAGGAUGGAAAAUAGAUCUAUUGCAUGAACUGCACUGACUAACUAAUUUGGUAAAUUAAAAUCAAGCAACCAUUCUCAAGCAAUAAUUUUUGCCUCUUGGUUGAUUUUGAAUUGUUUUUUAUUCCCUGGCAGGAAUAUAUACAGUAAUUUUGAGUUGUUUUAGGGUGCUGUGUCCUAGAGAACUUCUAGAGAGUUUGAGUCAUGUUUUCACAAACUCCAUGAGAAACCCCUUCAAAGGUCUGUGUUCCCCUGUAUUUGGAGAAGGGUAGUUGCAGAAAUGGUUGUGAGCUGAAUGGUUAACCUUUAGCUAUGCAAGGGGCACUCAGCUUGUUCUUUGUCUGUUUAAAUUACCAAUAUCAGAAUUGCCCAAAGAGUAAGAUUAAUUAAAAAAGGGAAAAUGCUUGCAACUGAAUCUGUAAUUGAUGAUAUUUAGAACAAAUAAUCCCUCAAAAGGUUGAGGUGAUAGCAGUUCCUUGAACAGCUGUGGCUUUUCUCUAUUUAGAUGUUUAACUUUGGUCAGCUGUUC
Messenger RNA from Poecile atricapillus (Black-capped chickadee), 9476 nucleotides. RefSeq names its product T-box transcription factor 20 (gene TBX20). NCBI's taxonomy places the organism in Eukaryota, Metazoa, Chordata, Aves, Passeriformes, Paridae. Gene Ontology annotation, molecular function: RNA polymerase II cis-regulatory region sequence-specific DNA binding; DNA-binding transcription factor activity, RNA polymerase II-specific. Gene Ontology annotation, biological process: cell fate specification; positive regulation of DNA-templated transcription; regulation of transcription by RNA polymerase II. The record is from RefSeq and is a predicted model, not a curated record. Bases 126 to 1448 code for a protein of 440 amino acids. Gene Ontology annotation, cellular component: nucleus. The transcript is spliced from 8 exons.